Mus caroli (Ryukyu mouse) is the source of this 1577-nucleotide messenger RNA. It is a transcript of the gene Snapin, whose product is annotated as SNAP associated protein. The record is from RefSeq and is a predicted model, not a curated record. Gene Ontology annotation, biological process: lysosome organization; endosome to lysosome transport; intracellular protein transport. Gene Ontology annotation, molecular function: SNARE binding. Gene Ontology annotation, cellular component: BLOC-1 complex; synaptic vesicle; BORC complex. NCBI's taxonomy places the organism in Eukaryota, Metazoa, Chordata, Mammalia, Rodentia, Muridae.
CGGCGGUCUGGAGUUCCCGGCGACCCUCGCGGCAGCGGCAGACUGAGGGCGUCAGGGCACUUCGUGAUGGCCGCGGCUGGUUCCGCUGCUGUGUCAGGGGCCGGGACCCCAGUGGCGGGGCCCACAGGCCGCGACCUCUUUGCCGAGGGGCUCCUGGAGUUCCUGCGACCCGCAGUGCAGCAGCUCGACUCUCACGUGCACGCGGUCAGAGAAAGCCAAGUAGAGCUCCGGGAACAAAUUGACAACCUAGCUACAGAACUGUGCCGGAUCAAUGAGGAUCAGAAGGUGGCCCUGGAUCUGGACCCCUAUGUUAAGAAGCUGCUUAAUGCUAGGCGACGAGUUGUCUUGGUCAACAAUAUUUUACAGAAUGCACAGGAACGACUAAGGCGGUUAAACCACAGCGUGGCCAAGGAAACAGCUCGCAGGAGAGCUAUGCUGGAUUCAGGAGUUUACCCUCCUGGUUCUCCAAGCAAAUAAGCACGGGCCCGUGACCUGAGUAUACAAUUCUCCAACGGCUUGUCUGGUAGACAUGAGAAGAUUCCAGGAAAGUCUCUGUAGACCUUUGAUUUUUUUGCACUAUGUACUCAUUCAUGUAGCAGCCUCAAGAAACAUACAUACAGCAGGACUAUUUCCUAAAGAGCCUCCAUUACAGCUUGUCCAUCCAAGAGUGAGCCUCUACCUUUUGGGUUUUGUUAAUCUUGAGACAAGAUCUCAAUAUGUAGUCCCCGCUGGCCUCAAACACAUCCUCUUGCCUUAGCCUCCUGAAUGCUGGGAUUAUAAUGGGCAUGUGUCAGGGUGCCGGGCUCAAGCCUCUAUAUAUUUCCCCCAGAGAAUAUUAAGUAAAUUAGGCAUCGUGUGGUAGAAAAUUGAGAAAACACCAGAGAUUUAGUGAGAAAGUGUACUCCUAUUUCUCCCUCUGCUUCACCUCAGUUCCUCUCAGAAGGUAUAACCCUCCCAGGAUCAUCUUACACACGUUUAAUGUUAGGGUUAACCCCUAUUAACAAGUAACACAGCUGUUCCCUUCAUUGCUACCCAAGGAGAGCAUGCCAAGUAGCAUGAGGAUCCAAGGUCAAAGCAGAGCCUUGACAGCUAAGAGUCCUAAGCUUUUGUGAUUUUUUGUUUAGACUACAUAUUUUAAGGGCUAGAGGGAUGGAACACUGGUGAUUCUUCCAGAUGGCGUCCAGUGCUUAGCACCCACAUGGUGACUCACAGCAGUCUCUAACUCCAGCUCCAGGGGAAUCCAAUGCCCUUGUCUGGCCUUUUGGGGCCCAGCACACACACACACAUGAUGCAGAUAUAUAUGCAGGCAAAACAACCAUCCUCAUAAAAUGAAAUUUUAAAGUUACAUAUUUAAGCGCCAUCCUUUCCAGGCUUAGCCAGCCAGUGUUAACCAUACUGUUAUUCCUAUUACUUGGGCCUGGGCAGUUUCCUUUACCUGUAACUUCACUUUGUUUACAACUGAGGACUUAGGUAAAGUCAAGGUAAAUAAUUUAUCCUCUUGGCCACCCUAGCUUGACUAUGUUAAUAUUAAGUAUUGCUCAACAUUAUUAAAUAAAUGCUUGUACUGGUUAUUUUAA